AUGCCUCCCUCCACACCGCAGCCUCAAGACGAUUCCCACCAACAACUGCUCGACCAGAUGGACAUCUAUUACACGCCCAAGCCCUUUCGCAACCCGCACUGGAAACCCAGCACGCGGCGGAACAAGAACACCAAGCAGAUCAUAUCGGAGUCGCAAAGGAAGGAGGCUUCUGUGCUUGCGACCCAGAACAACUCCGGCGCAUCGACACCCUUACCCGCCACGGGCGCGAAUUCAGAUGGCGCAUCCACGCCUGCCUAUCCCCCCUCUUCCGCAGCGGCCUCCAAACCUCUGAACAUGGCCCAGGCGACUCAAAGCUUGAGCACCCUGGUUCUGGAAAGGAAUUUGCAGAGGGAGAGAGCGUCGAAUAUGGCACUUCUGGGAGUGAGUGGGAUGGGAGGGCCCGCUGUCACCUACACCAACAUCGAGAGCGCUCCGAGUCUACAUCCUGCAAACCACAAGCACUAUUGUGACAUUACCGGCUUGCCGGCGAAGUACACGGAUCCCAAGACAAAGCUGAGAUACUACGAUCAGGAGAUCUUUGCCGUGGUGAGGAGUCUGCCACAGGGUGCGCCAGAUCAAUAUCUUGCGGCCAGAGGAGCGAAUGUUGUCCUCAAUCGACGAAGUCAGAGUCUAUGCCCGGUGUUUGCCAUCACCGCAAAGCUGGAGAUGUUUCAGCGCCUCAAGGGCGUCAUAGACAGCCACAUUGCAGAAGAGCAAGCGCGACAACGUCAGGCUGCCAACAGCGCCCAAGUGGCCAGGACUCCGCAGAAGCGGCGCCCUCAAGCUCAGAAUGGCAGCCGCCAACGGGCUGGCUCCCGCCUGAGAGAAACACAACCCGAUGCCUCGACCGACAAAGGGCCAGAUCCCUCCGAGUUCGAACCGGAGUUCGCGAUCGGAGACGAUGACAGCGCGGUCCCAAGCAGGGCAGCCACCCCGAAGCCUGAAGGACCUGGCAAGGAGAAGGAGCAAGUCAAGGAGAGAGACAUACCAGCCUCCGAAGAUGGAUUGGACACACAAAGUCUCGCCGAACCCGCUGACGGCAAAAUGUCAGAUGCCAAUGGCACCGCGACGAACCCCUUACGUCCUCACGAUCUCCCUACGGAAGUCCGGGUGAAGCUGCGCAGAUUGGACCGGAUGGAGUCGAAAUAUGCCGAAUUGCUGAAAGCUUACAGAACGGCCCAUGCGCGGGUCCAGGCCGUCGAGUCUUUUGAAGCCUCCCUGCGCGAGAACACUCCCCUGACGAGCAUCAACGACCCCGGCGCAUUGGUCGAGUACUUGAAUCAGAUCAACCUCAAGAGUGACAUGGUUGUGGACGAGUUGAAACGGAUAACAUCUGACAGGGACGAGUACAAGAAGAAAUUCCAGGCCGCCGAGGAAGAGUCAAAGGGACUACGAGAAGAAAUAACGAGCAUGAAGAGCAAGCUCGAGACACUGUCUCAACAGCAACCAUCUGAGCACGAGAAGAACCUUUUGACCGGUAGUCCGCAUAUCACUGCAGCGGGUGACAACGCGUCUCUGAAGGACGCGGCGGACUCAGAACACACUGCCAAAUCUCCCACGAGUGCCUCUUCCCGGAUCGCGAGCUUCUCAUUGUUCUCUCCCCGACACAAGGCGGUGGCUCCGCCGAAAGAAACCUCGGAGGAAUUCUUCUCGUUCGAAUCCGAACAGUCCAAGAUGGAAAGUGAGUUACACGAGAGUCAAGCAGAGGUCGAAGAGUUGAAGAAGCAACUCACCAGUCUACAAGGAGAUCUCAAGGUUGCUCGCGAGUCGACCGAAGGCAUGGUGGAAAGCCUAGAGACGGCGACGCGAGAGCUACACAAUCUCCGUGAGGCAAAGGACAAGUUUGACGGGACGAAGAACGAGUUGCAAAACCGUAUUAGCGAAUUAGAGGCCAGGGCUGCCUCAAAUACUGCGCGGACGGAUGAGCUUCAGAAGGAGAUUGACGAGCUACAGGCGAGAAGGCUUGAGGCGGUCUCGCAGGUACAGUCGCUAGAGAAUCAGAUCAGAACGCUCGAAUCGACAAACACCGAGCUUGAAGAACGAAUCGUCUCCAGAACCAAGGAUGCGGAAUUGCUCAGUGAGAAGUUAUCACAAAAAGACUCCAUUGUGAAGGACCUGGAGGAUACUCUGGCAAUGUACAAAUCCGCGGAGAGGCAGGAAGCCGUAAGGAGCCAAGACGAGAAGUCGAGCGAGAAGAAGCUCGCGACGAUGCAAGGAAUUAUGGAUACUCUACGAAAUCAACUGGAAAAAGCCGAAACCACGGCUGCUGAGCUGAAGACCGAGAUCCAAGCUACCAAAGAGGAGUAUUCACACCGACCUUCCACCAAAGUCUUCGGUUUUCUCGACGAGGGGACAAGAACCAAGCUCGACACUCUGCAGACCCGCGACGAUGUGGUGCAGUACCUGUCGGAAAACUUCGGCCUGCAAAAGGCUUCCUCAAACAAGGCCGUUGCAGAAGCAGCGACGGCGUCACCAGCACCGUCAGAAGCGGGCACCGGGGCAUCCAAGAAGAAGAACAAGAAAAAGAAGAAGGGCAAAGGCCAGCCGCAGGCCGCUACAGAUGAUGCAGCAGAAACUGUCACACCAGUCAAAGUGUCUGAAAAUUUGGCUGAAGUGGACGAUGUUGAUGCUAGCGUAUCAGACAAACUACCCGCGGCUGAUGUUUCCAAGCUCGAACAAGAGAUCUCAGAGCUCAAGGCAGAGCUAGCGUCCAAAGUAGAUGCUAUUCAGCGUCUCUCCAACCAAUUGAAAGAUCAGGAAGAGCUGCAAGAAGAGAUUGAAACAUUACGAGACGACCUCCUACAUCAAGGUGAAGAACACGUCGAAGCUCGUGAUGCGUUGAAGAAUGCCCAAGAGCAGAAGACCAAUCUCCAAGAUGCCGUGGACAAACUUGAAAAGGAGCUGCUGGAAGCUCGAGCAGCUAUCGCGGGUGGUGCUGACAAGGAGAAGGCACACCAGGAAAUACUCCAGCAAUACGACGAACUCAAAGUCCGAUGUUCCAAACUGGAGAACGAUCUUUCUGCCUCUGAGCAACUCGCAGCUGGCCGGUUCAAGGACAUCACUGAUCUCAAGGAACUGCUCGCAAAAUCACAACCUGAGCUCAGAAAUCUCCGCAAUGAGGUUGCAGAGCUCAAAGGUGCAAAGGAGGACCUCAAGAACAAGACUGGCGAGUUUAACAGGCUCGAAGCACGACACGAAGAUAUCAAAGCUGAGCUCAAGGGACUGAGCAAGAGACUCGGCGACAAGGACAAUGAAAUCAAAGAACUCCAACAAAAGAUCGAGCAGGAGAUCAGUGCGAGGACCCGGGUAGAAAGGGAUCUCGACCGAGCACAGUCUGAUCUCCAAAUCACGGAGAGCCGCCAUGAAAAAGCUAAGUCACAGUCAGACCAACUGGCCAAAGACCUUGUCAAAGCAAAGGAAGAAUCGACCACACUGAAAACGAAGUUAUCCGAGCUUGAGGAGCAAGUAUCAGUUCAGGCCCGUCAAAUUUCCGAACUGAAAGACGAAAUUUCCCUCAAAACAGCCCUCCACACCUCAGCACAAGCCCUCGUCCAAUCUCUCCGUGACCAGACCCAUGAACUCAAUCUGCAAGCCCGCGAAGCCAAUACACGCGCCGAGAGUCUCGAAGAGGAGCUGAAUGAAACACAGAGAAUGCUCUCAGAACGCACGCGUGAGGGGCAGACCAUGCGCAUGCUGCUGGAUCAAUCCUCGGCAGGCACCGAAUCCCGGAUUCGAGAGAUGAAGGAACGCAUGGACGCGGCUAUCGAAGAAAGAGACAGGGUAGAGGAUGAGGCGAGCGUCAGCCAGCGACGCAUGAUGCGCGAGGUGGAAGAGGCGAGGAGCAAGGCCCGCGAUGCACAACGAUCGCUCAAGAUUUUGGAAGAUGAAAAGGAAGAGCUGGAGAAUAGGCUGAAGGAGUGGAAGAGGAGGAGAGAAGAGCUGGAACAGAGUGCGACACGGGCGGCGAAGGAAGUCGAGGAGGUGAAAGCCGCCAUGACUGGGUUGAGGGAGGCGUUGGAUGACAGCGAACGUCAGGUGAGGGAACUUGAUGUGCAGAAGGCCGAGUUGCGGAGGAUCGGUGACGAAGCCAAAGAGAGGGUCGAGAAAUUGACCAAAGCGAACAAGAAUCUCACCGAGGAACUGAAGGCCGCUCAAGCCAACUCGAGAAUACCGGGCAGACCUAACCUUGGUCGGGUGGAUUCCAAUGCGCCGAGUUCCAGGACGUCUAUCGAUUCUACCAAUGCAAGGUCACCAGCGCCGAAAGAGCGACCUCUCUCCACGACGACCAGUCGCAGCGAAACCCCCAGUACGACGGCAGGAGCACCAACCGGUCUCAGUCAAGGAACGGUUGAUUAUGUAUACCUGAAGAACGUGCUCCUCCAGUUCCUCGAGCAGAAGGACAAGGGGCACCAAAGGCAGUUGAUCCCAGUGCUGGGCAUGUUGUUACAUUUCGACAGGAAGGACGAACAGAAAUGGAUCGCGGCGAUCUCGACCCGGUGA
Messenger RNA from Fonsecaea erecta, 4500 nucleotides. RefSeq lists its product as hypothetical. Gene Ontology annotation, biological process: chromatin remodeling. NCBI's taxonomy places the organism in Eukaryota, Fungi, Ascomycota, Eurotiomycetes, Chaetothyriales, Herpotrichiellaceae. The transcript is spliced from 4 exons. The coding region runs from base 1 to 4500 and encodes 1499 amino acids. The record is from RefSeq and is a predicted model, not a curated record. Gene Ontology annotation, cellular component: Ino80 complex.